CCCUGUGUCAGAGUCAGUAUGCAGUGGGCUCUACACUCAGCAACUUCUUAAAGGGAAACUUUUACAACUUACACCUUUAAAAAUUAGGACUACUUUGAGUCUGUCGUGGGGAGCUUUUAGUCAACACUGGGUUUCGGGAGCUCCUUUUACUUCUAUGUGGACCAUCAUUUCAUCAGCCUGCUGGAGGAUGGCUUUACUCUGCUCGACUCUACCCACUUCUGCUUGUUUCAGUGGGUUGGCUAACGGUCUGCAGGGCGAAAGCUGCAGGAGGAAAUGCUCUCAAAGUGCCUGGGGCGGCGUGAUGAAUAGAGGAAGUGUGAGGAGUCACGCUAGAUCGAGCUAGAGGCGAAGGAAGAACCUUCAGACUAUGAUGCCCACAAUGCACCACAGCAGCGUGUACUGACCCCAUCCGCCAGACCAUGUUCUCCGGACCCUAAAGGAUGUGACCGGACCGCUUCACUGUCUUCAGGAUGACCAUGAGGAGGCUCUGUCGGGCCCUGCCUUUGGCCCUGGUGACCACCUGCGUCUUCGGCGUUUUCCUGCAUUUGCAGAUGCGCACCAAGGACAGCCCGAAGCUCCCCAGUGAAGGGAUGCAGGGGAGGAAAAAACCUCUGAGGCUACAGGACAUUUUCAUCGCCGUGAAGACCACGGGCCGUUUCCACGGCAGCCGCCUCGCACUGCUGCUGGACACAUGGAUAUCCAAGACCAAGGGGCAUACGUAUAUCUUCACAGAUACUCCGGAUGAGGACAUCAGGUCUAGAGGGUUUAACAUCAUUGUUACCGCUUGUUCUCCUGAACACAGCCAUCAGGCUCUCUCCUGCAAGAUGGCCGCAGAAUACGACCACUUCAUGGACUCUGACAAAGAGUGGUUGUGUCACGUGGACGAUGAUAACUAUCUGAACCCGAAGCCGCUGCUGGACCUUCUCUCCACGUUCACUCCAGACACCGACGUUUACAUCGGCAAACCCAGCCUCGACCGUCCAAUGAGGGCAGUGGAGCUGCUGCAGGGAAACAAGACUCGAGAGGUGAGCUUCUGGUUCGCUACAGGAGGAGCAGGAUUCUGCCUCAACAGGAAACUGGCCAAGAGGAUGGCUCCAUGGGCCAGUGGUCCCAGGUUCGAGCAGACCUCCGCUGUAAUCAGGCUGCCUGAUGACUGUGCCAUGGGUUUCAUCGUGGAGCAGCGUCUGGGCGUCUCUAUGAUCCACAGCGACCUGUUCCACUCACACCUGGAGAACCUGCUGCUGCUCACACCCAGAGAUAUACCAAGACAGGUAACUCUGAGCUACGGGCUGUUUGAAAAUAAAAUGAACACUGUGGAGGUGAGGGGGGCGUUCAGUAAGGAUGAAGAUCCUUCCAGGUUUAGAACAAUCCACUGUGUGCUGUACCCUUUAACCAGCUGGUGUCCAUCACCCUGAUAUACACUCAGACAAAGGUUCUAAUGUGGGAGCGAUGAUUUAUAUGAUCUUACUGACAGAUCACUCCUCGUCUCCUCAUCUGAGGAGCUCGGGCCAAGAACUCCCCUGGAGAAUUAACAGAACAAACACAUGUAGAGAAUAAACAGAGAACAUGAUCAUUCUCUCCGGUUCCAAAACACAGUUCUGGAAGAGGAACUACACUAUUCCUAAAGAAGAACCAUACAGUUACUAAUGGAGAACCCACAGUUUCUGAAGGAGAGCCACACAUUUCCUAGUGGAGAACUAUACACUUCCUGAAGGAGAACCAUGCAUUUCCUGAAGAACAAUCUCACAGUUCCUAAAGGAGAACCAGAAGGAGGAGCGCAUUCUUUCUAGAGAAACACACCAGUUCUGAAAGAGAAGCACACAGAACGGUUCCUAUACACUCGUUAAAAGAUGGCUCUUCAAGGGUUCUUUAGUAAAGACAAUGGUUCUAUAUAGUGCCAUGAACACCCAAUGAACCAUUUGCAUGCUUAAAUGGU
Messenger RNA from Colossoma macropomum (tambaqui), 1936 nucleotides. RefSeq names its product MFNG O-fucosylpeptide 3-beta-N-acetylglucosaminyltransferase (gene mfng). Lineage: Eukaryota; Metazoa; Chordata; Actinopteri; Characiformes; Serrasalmidae. Gene Ontology annotation, cellular component: membrane. Gene Ontology annotation, biological process: regulation of Notch signaling pathway. Bases 471 to 1415 code for a protein of 314 amino acids. The transcript is spliced from 10 exons. Gene Ontology annotation, molecular function: O-fucosylpeptide 3-beta-N-acetylglucosaminyltransferase activity. The record is from RefSeq and is a predicted model, not a curated record.